This is a messenger RNA of Nymphaea colorata (pocket water lily), 1994 nucleotides long. RefSeq lists its product as uncharacterized. The transcript has 2 exons. The record is from RefSeq and is a predicted model, not a curated record. Lineage: Eukaryota; Viridiplantae; Streptophyta; Magnoliopsida; Nymphaeales; Nymphaeaceae. The coding region runs from base 135 to 1565 and encodes 476 amino acids.
CUGAGGGCGUAGGAGGCAGGGGCAAUUGGGUAAUUCGCUGCUAGGGCUUUGCAGUUCCCAGCGGAGCGCGUCGGAUUCUUCGUCGGAAAAGGUAAGCGCAGAGAGAGAGAGAAGAAGGGAAGGAAGGGGAAGCGAUGAAUCGUCCUCGGCUUGACCUCCUGACUACCGGAUCGGUGUUGAAGCAAUCGUCUCGCUCCUUCCUCUCCAACUUCAUCGCCUUCCUCCUUGUCUCUCUCUUCUUCUUGGCCUUCCGCAUCGCCCUCGAGCGCGGGACGCUCCUCCUCUCUUCCUUCCUCGAGCAGCAGACCUCUUUCCACUCCCUCUUCCCUCCCAAUUCCGACUCCUCCCACCCAUAUUCCGGCGAACCGCCGGAAUCUGCCGCCCGGAAGGCUGGGGCCGCCCGCCGCUCCUUCGUCAUCUUCACGAGGGGCGGAACUUUAGACGAUGAUUUCUUUGCCGACGAGAGUUUCGAUGCCAAGAACGGGGCCUCCGUCUUCGGCAUCACGGCGGACGGUGGUUAUCCAAACGUCUCUCGGUUUCUUAACCGGCCGUUGCUGGGAAACGCGAAACUUGAGUUCCCCCAGGAGGCGAGCGAGGGGGCUGAAGGGUUGUCAGAUCAGAAGAUCUUGGCUGGUGAUGAUCUCGUCGUGGCGGUCGUUGGUUCUGGUUCCUUCAUCAUGGUGGGGGACGUGUUCGACGAUGAUGAUGACGGGAGCAACAGGACGAGAUCGGCAUUCUUCGAGAGGAACCGGCCUGGAGGGAUAAGGUUCUAUGAUCAGCAUGGGGUGCUCUUGGACCAGGCGGAUGCAGCCGUCUUGAUUUUUCUCAUCGUUGGUAUGUCUGCGGCUUUCGGAUGGUUGCUUUUAGGCUAUCUGUUUCUGCAUUCAUGUUCCUAUGGGGUGGUUUUCUUCACCGUUCUUAGUGGUCAUUUGGGCAAAAGAAACUCCAUGAUUACAUCGUUUAGGGUCGGUUGCCGCUUGGGAAUUAAUAGGCUCACUGUCUUCAUACUUCUCCGAUGGGCAUUCCGGGAAGUCCUUACGCAGAUACUGUCUCUGUUUUUUUUCUCCAGCGUGAGCGACGAGUACACUUUGGUUAGACUGGUUAUGAGACUGAAAUUGAUGCCGUUUUCAGUGGCGAUUCCUUUGACAAAAGAAAUGGCAAAGGGUGGCGAUCUUUCUCUGAGAAUUUGGGGUUUCCUUUUUGCCUGGUUUCUGAUCGAGGCGCUCAUUUCUUUUGCACAAAAUUUGGAUUGCUGGGUUGCUCUUACAGAACCCAGGACCAGCGUAUUGAAUGCUGUUGUAAGGGGUUGUCGAUUGACCUCUGUAAUGUGGAGCAAGGCCAUCUGUAUAAAGAUGUUGGAAUUGGUCUUUUGUGGGCUUGGUGCAAGAUUAGUACUUUCAGGGUUUGGUGGCGAUCUCUUUGCAAUGUUCUUCCAGUCCAUGGCACAGACCUUCUUUCUUGUUGCUUGGUUGGUUUUCUACUUUGCAGCAAGGUCUAGCUGUGUGAUUGACAGUCACCAGUGGGGGUACAGAGAAUUGGAGGACUGUCUUGAAGCCCUUCGUUGAAUCUCAGUGCCAUUCUUUAUGGGUGAACCGUGGACUUGUUGCACUAAGGAUCCUUUUUUAGAGCAAAUGGGGAGAGAACCAUGCAUAGAUGAUGCUUUGCUACUCUGGAUGCCUUUACGGCAAAGGGAGUCCUUUGUACAUAGGGAAGCUUUCGUGGAAUCAUUAGAGCACGGAUAUGAUGAAGCUUGUGUCUCGUUUUUGAUACAAUAUGUUGUAUUGUAAUGCUGUUAUAACCCCAGAGGUUUUCAUGUUGAGGUGUUCCUCAGUUGCAUCUGUAACAUGUGGAGGUCCUGAUUCCAUGAGAUUACCAGAUGGAUCUUAUGCUUCUGUGCAAUAAUUUGCAGUGAAUGAACAAGGAGAAAGAUUUGUGUUUCACUGAAAAAUCAUGAAUUGUCUACUGCAUAAUGUUGAUUUUCUAAUUUUGACUCC